GUUCACUCUUCGCGUUUCACUGGCAGGGAUCUCCUCUCGCGCCUCGCGAGCAUUGCUCUUAGUUAGCAGAUCCCGAGCACGAUUCCCUUUUCGUAUCUGAUUGUAAACAAGCAAACCAUCACCAUCAUAUAAGAUAAAAAGGGGUAAACACUCCUUUCAAACUUCACAUCUCAACAGAAGCAUCUAGUUUUUCUUGCUUUCGUUACUGCUGCAAUGGGCGAUGAUUCGAGCAGCGGCGAGUGGCAGUUUUGCGUGAGGGCAGUCACCGCACCCGGCGAGACCUUGGCAGUGGUCGGAGACUGUCCUCAACUGGGUCAAUGGAAGCUUCAAGGCGCCUUGGAUCUGCACUGCGGCUCGGAAGGGAAUGUGUGGCGAGGCAGCACGCGGCUGCCGAGAGGACAGACCAUCAACUACAGGUAUAUGGUCUGCGUGUUGGUUCCUCCGGACGGCGAGAGGAUCAUGGAGGAAAUCAGGGUGGUGAAAAAGUGGGAAACCCACCCCCAACCAAGAUACAUUAGCCAGAAAAUUUUUGAAAGCUCCGAAAAACGCGAUGAGUUGGAGGAGUUUGGGCUGGUAGAUGGACUGCAGCAGGUCGAGCGCGGCUGGUUGACAUCCGAGACGGUGAUCCAGCUCAAACUUUUUGGCGAAGAACCCAUCAAAAUGUGGAAGAGGAGACUGCUUAAUAAGCAGGUUUUAGUGAAGGUCACUCCUGUUACAAUCAGCUCGGGCAAUGCUCCUGACAGGCUGGCUAAAACCAGUGAACUGUCUUUGGAUGAGAGCAUGGACACGCUGGAGCUCUCUGGCAACAGCACGGAGAAGAACGUGUGGCCCAUCACGGAACUAUCGGUCAUAAACGAGGAUGACUGCAUUUUCCAAACUCAGUCGCAGUUUGGAAAGGUUUACAACCCUGGAGACUUUUUCCUUUACCAAAUUCAAGUGCUCUUUCCAGAAAAUACGGCCUAUCUUAUUGACUUUUACGCUCGCAACCAAGGGUCAAAUGAAGAAGAUGUCCCAACUCAUGUGGGCUUCUGCUACAUCCUCCCAAGCACUUUGAAAAACAGCGAGGGACAGGUCAUUGUGCCCAUUACCGGCUUGCGGCAUCAGCCAAUCGGGCAACUGACUGUUGAAUAUCUGAAGGUUGCCCCACUGCCACAUGCUGUGUGUGAUAUGAAAGAAGUCUUCAGCCGGUACUGGAGCCACACCUGGUGCGGCCUUGAUGUUGGCCAUAGAGGGGCUGGAAAUUCGUUUAAAACUCAGAAAAUCGGAAUGGCCGAAAUCCGAGAAAACACAAUCGCGUCGCUGACCCAGGCGGCCCGCCACGGAGCGGAUUUCGUGGAAUUUGACGUCCAAUUAUCCCGAGACCUUGUGCCUGUUAUCUACCAUGACUUUCACGUCAUUAUUUCUAUGAAGCAGAAAGCCACAUACGGCGAAAGCGACUUCCUGACGCUCCCCGUUAAGGAUUUAACUCUGCAACAGUUGCAUCUUCUCAAGGGCAAAGAUUGGCCAGUGCCAAGUAAAGUUCUACAUUUCAGUUGCAGCGAAGAUGCUUCGGGCAGGGUGUAUCAUCUGGAAGAAGGAAAAAAUCAACUCAAUCCUCGAUUCUUUGAUGAAGAUCUAGAGGACCAUCAGCCAUUUCCAACUCUUCAAUCGGCUCUGGAGAAAUUAAACGAGCAUGUAGGAUUCAAUAUUGAAAUCAAAUGGACCAUGCAGCUGAAAGACGGAACUUACGAGCUGUAUCAUCCGUUUGAUCUGAACUUGUACCUGGACGUAGUCUUAGAAACUGUGCUGAAGCACGGCGGGCACAGAAAAAUCAUAUUUUCCUGCUUUCACCCUGACAUUUGCACCAUGAUUCGUCUGAAGCAGAAUAAGUAUCCAGUAAUGUUCCUGACGCAAGGAGCCACCAAUAAGUAUCCGCCGUACAAUGACCCACGUUGCCAUGACAUUCACGGUGCCAUGUACUUCACAAAGGCAGCAGGAAUUUUGGGUGUGAAUGCGCACACAGAAGACUUGCUGCGCGAUCCAUCCCUUGUGCAGGCUGUGCGGGAUGCAGGAUUAGUUCUCUUUUGCUGGGGUGAUGACAACAAUGACACUAAAACUAUCAAGCACCUCAAGUCACUUGGUCUCCAUGGUGUGAUUUAUGACAAGAUUGACCAACUGGGGUGCAAGGAAGUGAAAGAGAGCAUUUUCUUGGUAGAAGCAAGAGAAAGCGAAAGGCAGCAGAUUGCUGCGUUGGGCAUUCAGAAUUCGCCUCAGUCUCCAGUUGAGCCUCAGGGGUGCAGCAAAGAAUCUGAAGAAGGGCCCCUCCUUAACCUAGCACCUACUGCUGCCGCUUCAAGCUCUGGCUAAAUAAGCACACCUUAAGAUAUUUCAAGAAGAUAAUAUUUAAUUUAAUAAAUGAUGCAGUAAUUUCAGACAUACUUAUAGAACUGGAUAGUAUUAAUUGGCCAUAUUGUCAAGCCAGUCACUGAUACUAUAAUAUAAGGUCACUCUAAUUUAUUUAUUGCUUCCAUUGCUCAAAUGUUAUGAUUGUUCCCCAAUGCUUCAUAUUCUAAAUAUUGUUGAAGUUCGCAUGCUGCAAAAUGUUCCCGGUUUCGACUUUUCGAAAGGACAAUCACUGCAUUAAUUUAUUGCCUGCGCUUAUAGCAAGAUUAUUUGGUACAAUCCUGUGUUUGAAUGAAAAUUGGACGAGAAAAAUAUAGCCAGUAAAUUACCAAAUUGUGCUAUGGCGAAUAAUAAAGCAGAUAUUGGAUAUAAUUUUAAAUUGAAA
Molecule: messenger RNA, 2767 nt
Organism: Cloeon dipterum
Lineage: Eukaryota; Metazoa; Arthropoda; Insecta; Ephemeroptera; Baetidae
Product: glycerophosphocholine phosphodiesterase GPCPD1-like
Exons: 17
Coding region: 214-2346 (710 amino acids)
Biological process (GO): glycerophospholipid catabolic process
Molecular function (GO): glycerophosphocholine phosphodiesterase activity; starch binding
Source: RefSeq, a predicted model, not a curated record